CGUCGUCUCGUCGGAGAAAGAUGUCGUUGAUGGAUAAUCUAUUAGGUAUCCUCCGCGUUCGAGUAAAACGCGGUGUCAACCUCGCUGUACGUGAUGUCUCUAGUAGCGAUCCUUACGUCGUCCUCAAGCUAGGUCGCCAGGUUCUGAUCUCUCUAUCUCUCUGUCUCUCUCGAUUUUUCACGAACUCAGAAUGCAAAAAAAAAAAACCUUUUUGUGUGCAGAAACUCAAAACUAGAGUGGUAAAGAAAAACAUAAACCCACAAUGGGAAGAAGAUUUAACAUUCACAGUCACCGACCCUAAUCACCCGCUCACUCUGAUUGUGUACGACCACGACCUAUUCAGCAAAGACGACAAAAUGGGAGACGCAGCGAUCGAUUUGAAACCGUACAUAGAAGCCUUACGAAUGGAGCUGUCCGGUUUACCAGAAGGAACCAUCAUAACAACGAUCGGUCCGAACCGCGGAAACUGCUUAGCUGAAGAAAGCUACAUCCGUUGGAUCAACAAUAGAAUCGUUCAGAACAUUUGUCUCCGACUACGUAACGUCGAGCGUGGUGAAGUCGAGAUCGAACUCCAAUGGAUUGAUCUCCCCGGUUCUAAAGGCUUGUAAACCAAAAAAAAUUAUAUACAACUGUAUUUGAUGUUACCUUAUUGGGCUUAUUACUCCUAAAUGGGGCUAAGCCCAUUAUAUAUAUUAUAAAGCCGAUCAACACGAGAGUCCGGUUUGGU
Molecule: messenger RNA, 727 nt
Organism: Capsella rubella
Lineage: Eukaryota; Viridiplantae; Streptophyta; Magnoliopsida; Brassicales; Brassicaceae
Product: protein C2-DOMAIN ABA-RELATED 3
Exons: 2
Coding region: 21-608 (195 amino acids)
Source: RefSeq, a predicted model, not a curated record